UGAUCUCUCAUGCUAAGCAGGGUUGGGCCCAGUUAGUAUGUGGGUGGGAGACCACCCUGCUUGAGGGAAAUGGCUAAGGUGUCUGGCUUCAAGGUAAAUCUCCAGGAUGCCGCACAGAAUGUGUUUAGGAAAUGAAUGGCCCCUUGAUGUUGAAGUUUUGUUCAUUUCUUAUCUUAUAGAAGGUUGGCAUUUGGUUCAUUUAAAAUACGGGAUUUCAGGACUGGGGUGGAGCUCAGUGGUAGAGCGCUUGCUUCCCAGGCACGAGCCCUGGGGGUCCAUGCAUUUAUCUUAAACGACAAGAAUAAUGUGUUUUGUGGGUACAGGCACAAACGGUACAAUCGUCUCUGUGAACAUUUUUCAGGGCGGCGACAGAAAGGCUAAUUCUCAGUGUCUGAGGUGAGGGGUUGCAUGAAGAGCCCUAUCAUGGUUUAACCCAAAAUGUCUUUGCUACGGAUAAAAUUGCUUUGUAUUCGAUAGCCGCGGACCUGAACGGGACAUUGAUGUUAACCACAGAUGGUUAACUGAGCGAAGAAACAGAGCCCAGCAACAAGUGAGGGCCCCUACUUGAGGGGCUGGAUCUAGAAUUUAUGGACUGACUUUGACUGAGAAAGGCACAGUAGUUUCUUUAAAAAUACUCCGCGCUAGCUACUUCAAUAGCACGAGCACCUGUUCAGCUUCUGCAAGAGUGGAGCUAUUCCUUCCUUCUCAGAAUCUCUGGCGUCUGGAUCCUUGCCUUCUUCCUGGCUGCAGCUGUCUGUCUAAGCCACCGCCGAGGUCAAAUGUUUCUCGGGGGCACCUUUCUGCUGGACUUCACCAAUCACCACACCCAGCUAUGGGGGAAGGGGAGGCCAAAUAAAGUGGCAUAGCUCAUUUAGACAGUGACCACAUCAUUGAUGUCCCUGCUGACCUCUUCAUUCAGCGGUGCAGUGGCACCAGGGGGCCACGCACACAGCUCGGAUCGCAUUUGUGUUCUUCCUGAGCCUGGAGGCUGGAAGCUGGGCAAGACAAGUCUGAGUGACGACUGGGUCGUCUGUAACAUGGAAAGUAAGUAGUAAUUAUCCUUUGGAGGGUUGUCAAAGUAACUCUGAAUGUUGGAGGUCGAAGAUUCGCACUCAACUUUUGCUUCUGUUAUCCUUGCUGUAAUUGUUCUUCCAAGCCGUGGCUGACUUAAAACGCGUUUUCCUACACGUCUGUUCAGUUCACUCGCACCGCUGCUGCCUGGCCACCGCCACACCUCUGGUGUAGGAAAGUGAAGGGCUGCGGGAGUCCCCUGGCGUCCCAAGGCGGAGGGAAGCCCUCGCAGCACGCAUGCGCGCAGGGGAGUCGCCAGCCCCUCUUAAGAGGGGAGCGCACCGCGCAGCCCGGCAGUCGGAGCUGGCUUGCAGCCGUGCAAGGCUAACGUGGGGCGGCCGCGCGCUCCUCCGCUCCCGUAGCCCGAGGGACUGAAACUUCCGUGGGCGGCUCCCACCGGAGCGCACUGUCCGGGACGCACCCCCGACAGGGAGAAGGAGACGGGACGCGAGCUGCAGCGGGAGCCGGGGCGGGCAGCCCGCUGGCCCCGCGCCCAGCAGCAGCCGCGGCCGCCGCCAGCCGGGCGGGCUCCGGGACUGCUGGGGAGGUGCGGACACUCGCAGCGUCCCGAGCGGUGGCCGGAGCCAUGAGGAGGAUCGAGCCCCGAGCCGCGGAGCUGGAGCGCGGCGGGCUGCUGCACUUGCCGCCGGGAGCUCUGCGCCCACUGCCCGCUUCUUUUGCUGCUUCUCGCUCCGGAGGUGAAUAGAGGGGGAGACGCACCCCACUCGCGCUGGACUCCGACGCUGAUCCGCUCCAGCGGCGGCCUGGCUCCUGGUGGGCAGCGGAGCGUCCCCUCGGGGAUGCACAGGGAAGGUCGGAUCGCACGCCAAGCCUCUGGGAACGUUCCUUCCGUGAUGCCGCUGUAAAGGCCGAGUGUAGCGGGGACCCGCUCUCUAGCAAGGAGGGAUGACUUAGACCCUGGCUCUGCAGCCUGGGCGUCGCGACAGAGGGGAGUGGCUCGACCGGAAGGUCCCUGGCGUCGCCGAGCCAUAACUUCUUGGGGGAGAUCUACGUCCUCUAGAGACAUCACCUCCACCCAGGGCAGUGCCAUGUGGGGCGGACGCGGCUCCCCUACCACUUCUUCUGGGCACCGCGCGUCGCUGCUGCAGCUGCUGCUGGCCGCGCUGCUGGCGGCGGGGGCGUGGGCCAGCGGCGAGUACUGCCACGGCUGGCUGGACGCGCAGGGCGUCUGGCGCAUCGGCUUCCAGUGCCCCGAGCGCUUCGACGGCGGCGACGCCACCAUCUGCUGCGGCAGCUGUGCGCUGCGCUACUGCUGCUCCAGCGCCGAGGCGCGCCUGGACCAAGGAGGCUGCGACAACGACCGCCAGCAAGGUGUGGGGGAGCCAGGCCGGACAGACAGAGAAGGCCCAGACAGCUCGGCAGUCCCCAUAUACGUGCCGUUUCUCAUCGUCGGCUCUGUGUUUGUGGCCUUCAUCAUCCUGGGGUCCCUCGUAGCCGCGUGCUGUUGCAGAUGUCUGCGGCCCAAGCAGGAUCCACAGCAGAGCAGAGCCCCAGCGGGCAACCGCCUGAUGGAGACCAUCCCCAUGAUCCCCAGUGCCAGCACUUCCCGGGGGUCAUCGUCCCGGCAGUCCAGCACAGCUGCCAGCUCCAGCUCCAGUGCCAACUCGGGGGCCCGGGCUCCCCCAACAAGGUCACAGACCAACUGCUGCUUGCCCGAGGGAACCAUGAACAACGUGUACGUCAACAUGCCCACAAAUUUCUCUGUACUUAACUGUCAGCAGGCCACCCAGAUCGUACCCCAUCAAGGGCAGUACCUGCACACUCCGUAUGUGGGGUAUGCAGUCCAACAUGACUCUGUGCCCAUGACGCCAGUGCCCCCAUUCAUGGAUGGCCUGCAGCCCGGCUACAGACAAGUCCAGCCCUCCUUUGCCCACAAUAACAGUGAACAGAAGAUGUACCCUGCCGUGACUGUAUAGCUUGCAGGUCACCAAGUAGACUCCUUUAUGAGCAAAACAAGGGCCAGACUCUUGUGCCGGAAGUGUGCUCAAGUUGGUUUUCAUCGAUGUUCUCCUGGAUGACUUCAUUUGCCUCUAACUUGUAAGGGGAUGUCUCCAGAACAGCGUUUCUGUGCGUGUUUCCUGAUUCAGAAUGGAGAAACACAGGCCCUGGAGUCGCCACCUGUGUCCUCAAGUAUGUGACAAAUGCUUGAGCCCCUAAGUGCCCUUGAGGUGUGGCUGCCAGAGUCAGAGGUUGCAUGAUGUCAUUAUUUCUGUUUGUCUCAGCUGCACAGGAGAACACCUGUUACCUCCCCUUUGCCUGGGCUGUUUUUUAAAUCAGUGUUCAAGACUGAAAGGAGAUGUAAAUCAUAUAAUUAUUAUGAAAAGAAGCCGGACACCAGUCAACGGCCUCAGUCCUCCAGAGGCAUGUCUUAAUUUCAUUGUAAAAGAUAUAGUUUGUCUAUUUUUAUGCUUUGGGGGGAGGGGAGGCUAUUUUGUGCUUUUUUUUUUUUUGAUAACCGUGUGUCGAGAUCUUAUUAUGAAGUGAUUUUCUAUGUUAAAGAGAUGAAAAGAAAAUGUACCUAUCUAAAGAAGACAUUCGUUGGGAAUUCUAGGAGUGGAGGGGCAUAUGAGACCAUUCGCCCCUUUUCAACGGAGCCUUUUUAUUUCCUGGCUCUACAGUGGCACCUGAGAAGUAAUUUGAUGCUUUUUUUUUUUUUUUAUUGAAAUCAUGAGCUAUUACCUGCUUUGCUCCAAGUUACUUCUAACUUUGCCACUUGAUGUGGCCUGGGGCUUCCUUUUGGUCUGCUCGGUUUGGAUUUCCUUGUCCAAAUAAUACCAAGAGCAGGGAAUUCGAUGUGUGGAUGAAGAUCAGUAAAAAAUGCAAAGAAAGGUACACAGCCAUCAUGAGGACCUCAGACAUGAACCACUUUGCGAAUCAGAAGGCUUUUUUAUACUCUUGUUAUCAGAAUGGUCUAUUUUUCCAGCAGCAGGAGGAGCUCUGGAAUCCAGAGAAAAGUUCUCCAAGGAGACAUGACUCUUGGGUCUCUUCUCCCAGUCUUCAUCAAACUCUGCAACCUCUGUCGACAUUUUAAGUUAUCAAAUUCAAGUGAAUUUGUACGUUGAUUACUUAUGAAAAAAGUUUAAAUAUGUAAAAGUAAAUUUUCAACUGCUAGCAAAGCCAAAUUUUGUUAAAUAACUGUGACGUUUGGUCUUUUAUAUAUUCUACCCAUAGCAUCUUUCAUCUAGUCUUCUGGUCAUCUGUCCAUCAUCUCAUGAUGUUAGUAACAAUGUUACAUUAUUGUUGGCAACUGGUAUCAACAGAGAUAGGAAUCAAAGAUUUUUAAUAACCAAAGCAGGAGAAAAUCAUUUUAAAUUUUUAAUAAAUAUUUUAUGGUGUGA
This is a messenger RNA of Peromyscus maniculatus bairdii (prairie deer mouse), 4430 nucleotides long. It is a transcript of the gene Shisa2, whose product is annotated as shisa family member 2. Gene Ontology annotation, cellular component: endoplasmic reticulum. The record is from RefSeq and is a predicted model, not a curated record. Lineage: Eukaryota; Metazoa; Chordata; Mammalia; Rodentia; Cricetidae. Gene Ontology annotation, biological process: negative regulation of fibroblast growth factor receptor signaling pathway; negative regulation of Wnt signaling pathway.